AUGGCGGCUAUAUGGUCGAUGGUGGAAGAACACAUGGCCAAACCUCAAGUGGUGUGUUCUGGUACCCAGAACGGCCUGAGCUCUACAGGAACCCACGAGAACCAGUAGAAGCUGAUCAGGGACAGAUACACUGGAUGUAAGAUCAUCAUGGGAAAUUUGGAGAUCACUCUAAUCGAGAAGGACUGGGACCUCUCAUUCCUUGGGACCAUCAGAGAGGUGACAGGCUACAUCCUGAUCGCCAUGAACCACUUCCGCCGGUUGCCACUGGAGCAUCUGCGUGUCAUCAGGGGAAACACACUCUAUGACAGCAGCUUCGCCCUCUCUGUCCUCUUAAACUACCCCAAGGAGGGUUCCAAUGGCCUGCAGCACCUAGGCCUCACACACUUGACCGAAAUUCUGGAGGGUGGUGUACAGAUCAUCAACAACAGGUUUCUUACUCAUGGUCCAUGGGUGAACUGGCAUGAUGUUGUCAGAAACGCCAGUGGCCCCAUAGACAUUCAAGACAAUGGAGAAAAAGGAUUAUGUCACCCUUCCUGUAUGGAGCAUUGUUGUUGGGGACCUGAUGAAGACCAGUGCCAGACCUUGACAAAGACGGUGUGUGCCCCCCAGUGUAAUGGUCGCUGCUUUGGGACGAGCCCCAGGGACUGCUGUCACAUAGAAUGUGCAGGGGGCUGUACGGGACCCCAAAACAUGAAUUGCUUUAUGAGUCCCCCACUCCUCUCUGCAUGCCGUCAUUUCAACGACACAGGGGCCUGUGUGCCACAGUGUCCCAAGACCCUGAUCUACAAUAAGAACUCCUACCAGAUGGAGACUAACCCUGACGCCAAGUAUCAGUAUGGGUCCAUCUGUGUAUCCCGCUGCCCUUCACACUUCGUGGUGGAUGGUAGCUCAUGUGUGAGUGGUUGUCCCCAUGAAAAAAAGGAGGUCGAGAGGAAAGGCCAGAGGCAGUGUGAGCCCUGUUCAGGACUUUGCCCCAAAGCCUGUGAGGGUACAGGAGGGGAAAACAGAGAGACGGUUGACUCCAGUAUCAUUGACAGCUUCAUUAACUGCACCAAAAUCCAGGGCAGUCUGCACUUCCUGAUCACAGGGAUUCUUGGCGAUGAAUUUAAAAAAAUCCCACCUCUGGAUUCUAAGAAACUACAGAUCUUCAGGACUGUCACAGAAAUAACAGACAUCUUAAACAUCCAGUCGUGGCCAAAGGAACUGAAAGAUCUAUCGGUCUUUUCCAAUCUCACUACAAUACAGGUGAGGUCCCUUUACAACAUUAAGAGGCGUUUCUCUCUGAUGGUAAUGAAGGUUCCUACCCUCACCUCUCUGGGCUUGAGCUCUCUUAGGGAGAUCAGUGACGGGAGUGUGUACCUCAGUCAGAACCCCAAGCUCUGCUAUUACCAUACCGUCGACUGGACUCGCCUGUUUGGCAACAGCAGCACCAAACUCAAUGACAUCAAACUUAACAGGCCUCUGAAAGAGUGUGUGGAGGAGGGGCAUGUGUGUGACCCAUUGUGUUCCGAGGCAGGCUGCUGGGGUCCAGGGCCGGACCAGUGUCUUUCCUGUAGGAACCAUAGUCGCCAUGGCACUUGUGUAUCCAACUGCAACUUUUACACUGGUGAGCCCAGGGAGUUUGAAGGGCCUCAAGCAGAGUGUGUAGCCUGUCACCUAGAGUGUAAACCACAGGAAGGAACACAGCACAGCUGCACUGGACCGGAAGCGAAUGAGUGUUUGGGGUGUGCCAGUGCGAAGGACGGACCUUUCUGCGUGCCAACCUGCCCCAGUGGUGUGAUCGAUGGAGAUAGGGGUCUCCUCUUCAAAUACCCCAACAAGGAGGGCAGCUGUGAACCCUGCCAACCCAACUGUACACAGGGGUGUUCAGGCCCAGGUCUGAAGGAUUGUUCAGAAGCAGCUAGACAAAUAAAUAGUCAUCAGAUAACUGGGAUAACGCUUGGAGUCCUGGCAGGUCUAAUCAUCUGCCUGGCUCUGUUCACGCUGGGUUUGCUGUAUCAUCGAGGCCAGGCCAUCCGCCGCAAAAGAGUCAUGAGGAGGUACUUUGAGAAUGGAGAGAGUUUUGAGCCAUUCGGUCCAGGAGAGAAGGGGGCUAUGUUCCAUGCUCGCAUCUUGAGGGCCCCAGAAUUAAGGAAGGUCAAAGCUCUGGGAUCUGGGGUGUUUGGAAGUGUACAUAAGGGCUUGUGGAUGCCGGAAGGAGAUUCAGUAAAAAUCCCUGUUGCCAUCAAGACCAUUCAGGAUCGCACUGACAGACAGACCUUCCAUGAUAUCACUGAUCACAUGCUGUCAAUGAGCAGUCUGGACCACCCCUACAUUGUGCGUCUCCUAGGUAUCUGUCCCGGUGCUUGUCUGCAGCUGGUUACCCAGAUCAGUCCCCAGGGGUCCUUACUUGAGCACAUAAGGCAGCAUAAGGAAAGCCUGGACCCCCAGCGCCUCCUCAACUGGUGUGUGCAGAUUGCCAAGGGCAUGUUCUACCUGGAGGAACACUGCAUUGUUCACAGAAACCUGGCUGCCAGGAAUGUCCUCCUGAAGAGUGACUACAUCGUCCAGAUCACCGACUACGGUGUUGCCAACCUCCUCUACCCUGACGACAAGAAAUGUGUCUAUAGUGAUGUCAAGACUUCAUUAAAAUGGAUGGCUCUGGAAAGUAUCCUGUUCCGGAGAUAUUCCCAUCAAAGUGAUGUUUGGAGUUAUGGUGUGACUGUGUGGGAGAUGAUGUCAAACGGGGCAGAGCCUUAUGCGUCCAUGCAGCCUCAUGAGGUGCCUGGUCUGUUGGAGAAGGGCGAACGUCUGUCCCAACCUCAUAUCUACACCAUAGAUGUUUAUAUGGUCAUGGUCAAGUGUUGGAUGAUUGAUGAGAAUAUCCGACCUACUUUCAAAGAACUUGCCAAUGAUUUUACUCGCAUGGCAGGAGACCCGCCUCGCUACCUUGUCAUCAAGUCAGAAGGAGCAGAGGCAUGGUCAGAAGAGAACAACCAAAGGGAAUCUGAGUUGUUUAUUCUGGAGGCGGUUUCGGAGGAUCAGGAGGUGGUGGAAUGCAGUCUGGCCAUGCUUCCCCUUCAACUGUCUCCAUCUGGAAGCCUGUCUCAUCUAAGAAUAAACUCCUACAGGAGUGGCAUCUCCCAGGCUGGACCAGUGGGGUAUCUGCCAAUGACACCUAGCCCAAGAGACAAUCCACGCCAGGUUAAAAACAACCAAACACUCAAGCAGACACACACGAAUACAAACACAAAAUCAGAGGAGCAGAGGAACCUUCAUCUCCAAUUGGGUCUUUUCACAUUAAACAUUAUUAUGACUGGGUUUUGACAAAAAUGUUUAGACUUUUGCCUUAGUACAUAUUUCAAAUCACGAGUCAAAUCAUAAUUUUACACUUGCUGAUUGGUAUUUGGUUGCCUUUGGGGGAAACCAUCAAUUUUUUUCUGCUCACUCAUUUGUCACUUUCAGCUGUGGUCCCUGCGCUCUCAUAUCAACUCGGUGAGAACA
Molecule: messenger RNA, 3483 nt
Organism: Hypomesus transpacificus
Lineage: Eukaryota; Metazoa; Chordata; Actinopteri; Osmeriformes; Osmeridae
Product: receptor tyrosine-protein kinase erbB-3-like
Exons: 28
Biological process (GO): multicellular organism development; cell surface receptor protein tyrosine kinase signaling pathway; positive regulation of kinase activity
Cellular component (GO): signaling receptor complex; basal plasma membrane
Molecular function (GO): neuregulin binding; protein tyrosine kinase activity; ATP binding
Source: RefSeq, a predicted model, not a curated record